AUGUGGAUGCCAUUACCACCUUCGUUUUCCAUCUGUCCUCCUGGGCUGGAAUAUUUAUCCCACCUUGAUUGGUUAUUAAUCCGCCAGAAAUAUGAAAUUCUGGAGAAGAUCACAUCUUUUGAAACAGCCAACAAGUACGAAGUGAGAAACAGGCUGGGGGAAGUGGUGUAUUUCGCCACAGAAGAGAACAACUGCUGCACGAGGAAUUGCCUCGGGACCUUGCGGCCUUUUACCCUGGUGAUCUCCAACCACAUGGGCCAGCAGGUCAUCCAUCUCGUGCGACCUUUUCGUUGUGACGGCUGCUGUUGCCCGUGCUGCUUGCAAGAAUUGGAAAUCCAGGCCCCGCCGGGCUUACCCGUUGGUUACAUCCAGCAGCUGUGGCACCCUUGUCUGCCCAAAUUUGUAAUCCAAAAUGAAGCCCACCGAGAUGUCCUGAAAAUCAUUGGACCUUGCAUAACGUCCUCCUGCUUUGGCGAUGUAGUGUUUGAGGUGAUGGCACUAGACGAACAGACCAGUGUUGGAAGGAUUGCUAAGAAGUGGGGAGGGGUUCUGCAGGAGUUCUUCACCGAUGUGGAUUUCCUUGGAAUUUCCUUCCCUCUGGAUCUUGAUGUUAAAAUGAAAGCAGUGAUGCUUGGGGCUGGUUUCCUCCUUGAUUUCAUGUUCUUUGAAGCAGGAGGAGGGGCAGGAUACAGUCGCUUCACCAAUGCAGAAGAACAAGCCAAUCCAGUGACUACAAAGAUCUACCAGCUCCUGCAUCACGUGACAGGCGGGAACGGCAUGGCGGCGCCAAGGUCGGCCUCGCUGGGUCGUCGCAUCCCGGUGACGUCAGGUCUGGGCGCUGGGGGCGAGAGGCGGGGCCGUGGGGGGUCGUCGGCGAUGGGGCUCGCUAAGGAGGAAGAAGCGGGCGGACGGCGGCGGCUUCGCGGCUGCUGA
Molecule: messenger RNA, 933 nt
Organism: Ahaetulla prasina
Lineage: Eukaryota; Metazoa; Chordata; Lepidosauria; Squamata; Colubridae
Product: phospholipid scramblase 1-like
Exons: 3
Coding region: 1-933 (310 amino acids)
Biological process (GO): plasma membrane phospholipid scrambling
Cellular component (GO): plasma membrane
Molecular function (GO): phospholipid scramblase activity
Source: RefSeq, a predicted model, not a curated record